AUGAAGUAGGUUUUCAAAUAGAAGAAAAAAAGUUUUUCAAUUCUAGGUUUUUUUUUGGUUUUUCCAACAGCGAAAUUUUCGCUUUUCAUAUUGCUAGAGAGGGAACUUUCCGAACACUAAAUUUCACGCGAAUCUUUCCUACUUCCUUUUUGGUAACUCUCGUAAAAGUUAGAUAGAAAGAUGAUAAUGAGGAAAAGGUAUGAAACCGAAAAAAUAAAAUGGGUAAAAUUCGGAAAAGAGUUUAUCUUAGGUGAAACGUUAAAGUUUCUUUUGAAGAUCGUUAGAAGAAGCUGAAAAUGUUCCGUUGAAAUUUUUUGAUUGAUAUUUUUACCAUUUUGGCCGGCGUCGGAAAGCUCCUUAGCGAUGUAAAAAAAAAGCGGGAAAGACUCGACUUUGGAAAUUCCUAAUUUUUCAUUCUUAUCAUCUGAAAUUUACAAAAAAAAGAAUAAAAGUUUCAGUCAAAUGCACCGGCAAAUGAUGGAAGACAUGGAUAUGAUGAUGGGAGGAAUGAUCGGUGGAAAUCCUUUUGGGGGGCUCAUGGGCGGAAUGGGAAGAUCUCCUUUCUCCGCUAUAACCGAUGGAAGUGGAAUGGUUGGUUUGAAUACAGUUACUUUCAAAACUGAAGCAAAAGCUCAAAAAUCAAAUAACGUCCCACCAAGCUAAAGUAUUUUCCUGAGUCAUUAUUCAUAAUCAAAUUUUUGUGUUUUAUUUUGUUGAGCCAGUUUUUUUUUUCUGAUAUUAUCAUUUCUAUCUAUUCCCAGUUCUGUAAUGUUGCAAUUCGAAAAUUCAGAUACCAACUCCACGACAUCAGCAAGUCGCACGCGAUCCCUUUGGUGGCUUCGGUGGCAUUUUUUGUGCCAUGGUAAUUUGUUUGAUCAAAACGAAAUGCUCAUUUCGAUACAGAACCAAUUGUCGCAAAAUGCGAUGAGCGAUCCAAACACGAUGGUUUUCUCUCAGUCGACAAUGAUGACGUUUGGUCCUGACGGAAAGCCGCACCUCGUCGAAAAAUCCGUUCGCAAAACCGGCGAUGUUAGAGAAACUCGGAGGUUUCCGAAUGAAAAAAGAAAUAUACAUUUUUACUUUUUUUGUAGAAAGGAAUUGAGAGGAGACGAAUCUUCAAUGUCCAUCGGUCAUAGCAUUGGAGAUCGAAGUCACGUUAUCGAAAAGAAGCGAGACAAAGACGGAAACGUCCGGAAACAGCAGAAAUUUGUCAACUUGGAUGAAGGUUUAUAUUUAUUUCCAACUUAUGACUUCAAGUUUCUUAAGAAACAACCUCAUAGCCGUGCCUCAAAAGUUGGGCACUAAUUGAAAUUUCUGUGAAUUCCAUAUUUGGGUGUGGUUCGACGCUAGUCUUUUGUUGUCAGUGUCAGGCGUUUCUCUGCCAUUCUUUACAGUUUUGUUUGAACUCUCAAUUCUUCUACGGCCAAAAGAGUUAUAUGCUAACAAAGACAAGUUUUUCGCAACUAAUGAAAAUAAGGUGGUAUGAAAAAAGAAAAUCGCGAUUUUGCGAACGGCGACUUUUCCGAUUUUUUAUAUAGAUUAGUCGGAAAGCUCCCUAGCUAUAUGAAAAAAAUCGGGAAAGUCGCCGUUCGAAAAUUCUCUGGUCUUUUUCCCACCACUGAAAAAUAGUUCUUUUUUUUAAUAAGUAAUUUUCGAUUUUUUUACAGAAUAGUUUUAUUUUUAAAGUUCUCUUCAUUCGAAAUGAAAAAGUACAUAUGAAUCAAAAAAAAUUGUUAAAAGACAGUGAAACCGUUUAAUGAUAAUUUUCAGCGUCCGCGGAAGACUUCGAUCGAGAAUUCACUUCACGCGUCCGCUCUAACUUGGGGGGUUCGUCCUCGAGGAAUCACAGGUUAGUCAGACCGCUAGUGGAAGUUAUAUCUUUUGAAAAAAAAAAUCGAAUAAAUCAAGUUUUUUAAAGAAUCAAUAACAAUUUUUCAAAUGAUUGAACGGCGCAGAAGGAUACUCAAAAAUAUUCAAUCAUAUGAUUUUCAAAAUAUAUAGUUUUUUUGUUCUAAAAAAUAUUCAUCAAGAAAGAGAAAUUGAAUUUCUUCCUAGAUUCCUCUUACUGUUGCAUAAUUUGUUUUUUUAAAUCUAGAAAGAGCCCAACUUUGCAGAUAAACGUCAUUUCUAUUGGACGCGUUUUUGGUUAAAUAAAAUAUUCAUGUUAGUUUGCCUGAGAAGUCAUUCAUAGUUUUUUCUUCGAAUAAAAACAAGACCAGAAUAUUGUCCUGUGGGAAAUUUUAUAACUUGCUCAAAAAUGCUAGAAAUAGUUUUAAAAAGUGAAAAAAAGAGGCUAAUAGCACUAUGAAAAUAGAAAGUUUUUUCUUUCAAAGAUCAAAAAUAGAAGAGAGCAUUUCCUCCCGUUCUACACCAAUGGCUCAAAUUCAGAAUGAAUCUGAAUUCCUUACAAUAGUGUUUCCAAUUACAGUAGACGUUUUCCUAACAUCGGCGCUCUUUUUUGAAUUGAGUAAAUUUGAUAAACAACGGACUUACACUAGUCCGGUAAAACUAACCUCAUUUUAGCUAUUUUUUUAAUAUUCCAUCAUUUUUUUAGCGGCCAGCGAUACUUGGAAAGUGGCGGAAGUCGGCCUAGUGGUAGCCGGAAUCGCUCCGCGGCAACAUCCUCCUCCCACGCCCCGAUCAUCACUUUGCCAGAGGAGGAUGAUGAAGACGAGUGAGUUACAAAAAUUGAUAGUAAACUUGGAAUUAUACCUUCAGAACUACCAAAAUUGGGAACUUCGUCUCUAAAUCUUUUCCAGAGUUUAAAUUUCAAAGGGCUCAUGAAUAUUUCGUUUUAAAAUAUUUCAGCCAUUUUUUGAUUAGUGACUUUCAGUCUCUUAUAAGGCUCAUAAUUGUUGGAUCAAGUCAGCUUAGGCUAUAUUUUUUUCGGGAGGGGAAUUCAUUGUGAAAUAUCUUAUCAUGACAGAAAACCGAAUUUGGAAUAAACGAAUAAUGUUAUUUUUAGGACGAAGAGAUCUCGUCGCGGUGGAAAUCAGAUCGAAGGGCCGGUGAUCCGCGAGAUCAGCGAAGAGGAAGCCGAACAGUCGAUUCCCAAAAGACGCCGUGGUCCCCUUGGUGCCUUUUUCGCAGAGUGA
Caenorhabditis auriculariae is the source of this 3095-nucleotide messenger RNA. Lineage: Eukaryota; Metazoa; Nematoda; Chromadorea; Rhabditida; Rhabditidae. The record is from the annotation of a GenBank genome assembly.